UUAAUUUGCCAUAAAUAAUGAGUGUAUUAUCUAUGUUUGGGGCUACGCAACUCUUUUACUAUUUGUGUAAUAAUAAAUUAAGUGUAUAAUCUAUGGUGUUAAUUUCCUCUUAAAUUGUACAAAAUAUGUGCCUACUAAAGUUAAAUUUAGGACUAUUGUUACAAAAGUGAAGAAAAAACAAGAAUGAGCGGUCGUAACCCCCUCUACAGCAAAGGGUCGUCUCGAUCCACGCGUGAUGAUUCUAGGAAGUAUGAGAGGUACGGGGAACAUCGAGGUAGAAAGCGUUCGCGUUCAAGAUCCAGGUCACCAAGGAAACACUCUCCAAAGAGGAAUUACUCUGCAGAGAGUUCUUCGAGCGCCGGGGACAGAGAUCGGAAAGAACAUGAAAAAAGAAAUAUUCGCAAUUCGCCAGAACAAUGGGAAGAUGAUGAGGUACCAGCACCACCUCCACCGCCUCGUAUUACCAAAAUAUCUAUUGGCUUCAAUAAACCUAAAGCUCCCAUUAAGAUGAACCUAAAUGCUGCUUCUAAACCCGCUCCGAAACCGAGUGUGGCGUCCGUGUUUAAUACUGAUGAUGAUGAUGACGAACCUGAAGAGAUGCCGGCUGAAGCCAGAAUGAGAAUGAGGAAUAUAGGGAGAGAAACUCCAACAUCUGCUGGACCAAAUUCAUUUGGCAAAACAAAGCAAGGCUUCUGCGACGCUAAGAAAGUAUUUGAGAAGAACCUCAAAGAAGCACUGGAGACAGUGGACAAGCCAGCAUUGACCAAUCUCCCACAAACUAUUUACAAAAUCAAGGGGCCUUGAUAUUUGUAUAAUUUUAGCCUACAUUUUAUAUGUUAAUUAGAAAUAUUUCAGUCAGAACUCUCAAUUUAAAACAUUAAAUCACACUGCAUAUUGACCUAAUAUAUAAUAAUUUGGAAUAAUAAAUAAUUUAGAUUUCUAAAAUCGAAACAAAUUAUGGAUACUUUCAGAAAUAAGUAGUUUUCAAAUAUUGAUAGUAAACUGUCCGAUUUUAGAGAAAAUGAUCCAUAUUGUACAUAUAUUGUGCAAAGACAUUGAGGUGAGGAUAUCACUAAGAAUAUUUUUCAUUACAAACAAUUCUUCCUUAAUCUUUAAGGGAUGAAAUGCUUGCUAAUGGUAUCUCACAACAAAGUUUCAAUUGCAUCCAUCAAGAAAUUCUAUAGUAUCAAUUUUUUUUCAUUCAGUGUUACCAGUUCAAUGCCAUUAAUUUUACUUCGCCAUGUUACUAUAUUAAUAAACAUAUUUCAAUUUAGUAGUAUAUUGACAACUAAUCCACUGUACACAUGGUGGCAUUUGGAUCUAACUGCAUAACCGACUAGGAAAUUAUUCAAACAUAUUACAAUAUUGUAAAUGUGAUAAGAACUAGGCGAUAGAUAAAAUUCCUUAUUGAGUGUUGUAACUGAAAUACUAUAUAGAAUUUAUAGAUUAUAUCUUUAUAAUUAAGAUUUCAAAAUAUUUUGCUUCUCGAUGUGUAGUUACGGUUUUAAAGAUGUUUUAAUAAAUAUAAAAUACAAGAAAAUUAGUGCAAAUAUACAAUCCUCAUCUGUUGCCACAAA
Bombyx mori (domestic silkworm) is the source of this 1577-nucleotide messenger RNA. RefSeq names its product PEST proteolytic signal-containing nuclear protein. The record is from RefSeq and is a predicted model, not a curated record. Gene Ontology annotation, biological process: protein ubiquitination; proteasome-mediated ubiquitin-dependent protein catabolic process. Lineage: Eukaryota; Metazoa; Arthropoda; Insecta; Lepidoptera; Bombycidae. Gene Ontology annotation, cellular component: nucleus. The transcript is spliced from 4 exons. Bases 184 to 804 code for a protein of 206 amino acids.